AUGAAGUGUCUUUUUUUCAUAGCACUGCAGGAAAAGGCCAUAAAACCAUGGCUGCUCUUCACGCUACUCGGCCUCUGUUCAGCUUUUGGGCCCAGUAAGCAAGAAGAAGAGGAUUAUGAAGAUGUGCCUAUUAAUAAGACUUGGGUUUUAUCACCAAAAGUCUAUGAGAGUGAUGUGACACUGAUCCUCAAUAAAUUACUGCAAGGCUACGACAACAAACUGCGACCUGACAUCGGAGUGAGGCCGACAGUCAUCGAAACAGCAGUGUAUGUCAACAGCAUUGGACCAGUCGACCCCAUCAACAUGGAAUACACCAUUGACAUAUUCUUUGCCCAGACAUGGUAUGAUAGCCGGCUAAAGUUCAAUAGCUCAAUGAAACAGCUCAUGCUAAACAGUAACAUGGUAGGCAAAAUCUGGAUCCCUGAUACAUUCUUCAGAAAUUCCCGAAAAUCUGAUGCACACUGGAUUACAACUCCUAACCGUCUCCUGAGGCUAUGGAGCAAUGGGAGAGUCAUGUACACACUGAGGUUGACUAUUAAUGCGGAGUGUUACCUUAAGCUGCAUAACUUUCCAAUGGAUGAGCACUCGUGUCCGCUGGAGUUUUCAAGCUAUGGUUAUCCCAAGAAUGAGAUCAUGUAUCGGUGGCAGAGACGGGCAGUGGAGGUGGCAGACCAGCGGUAUUGGAGACUCUAUCAGUUUGCCUUCAUCGGCUUAAGAAACACCUCUGAUGUGGCACACACUCAAUCAGGCGAAUAUGUAAUCAUGACAAUCUUUUUCGACCUGAGCCGAAGAAUGGGUUACUUCACGAUACAGACCUACAUUCCAUGUAGCAUGAUUGUGGUGUUGUCCUGGGUUUCCUUCUGGAUCAACAAGGAUGCUGUUCCAGCCCGCACAUCUUUAGGUAUAACCACAGUGCUGACCAUGACGACCCUCAGCACGAUCUCCAGGAAGUCUUUGCCAAAAGUUUCCUAUGUAACUGCAAUGGACUUGUUCGUCUCUGUCUGCUUCAUCUUCACAUUCGCUGCUCUCAUGGAGUAUGGAACGUUGCACUACUUCACCAGCAACAGACAGACCAAGAAAGCUAAAGCUAACAAUAACACACAGCAGAAAGCACCCAGCCUGGUGAAUAUCCGACCUGGCACAUCCCUCUUACAGAUGAAUAAUAUUGUGUCUUAUCAUGAAGAGGAUGACUAUGCUUAUGAGUGUUUAGAUGGAAAAGACUGUGCAAGUUUCUUCUGCUGCUUUGAUGACUGUCGUUCUGGAGCCUGGCGUGAAAACAGAAUGCAUGUUCGAGUUUCCAAGAUUGACUCUUAUUCACGAAUCUUUUUUCCCACUGCUUUUGGGCUUUUCAAUUUGGUUUAUUGGAUCGGUUAUUUGUAUUUGUAA
Molecule: messenger RNA, 1386 nt
Organism: Salarias fasciatus (jewelled blenny)
Lineage: Eukaryota; Metazoa; Chordata; Actinopteri; Blenniiformes; Blenniidae
Gene: gabrg1
Product: gamma-aminobutyric acid type A receptor subunit gamma1
Exons: 9
Coding region: 1-1386 (461 amino acids)
Biological process (GO): gamma-aminobutyric acid signaling pathway; monoatomic ion transmembrane transport; chloride transport
Cellular component (GO): membrane
Molecular function (GO): GABA-A receptor activity; extracellular ligand-gated monoatomic ion channel activity
Source: RefSeq, a predicted model, not a curated record